Gigantopelta aegis is the source of this 1798-nucleotide messenger RNA. Its product is annotated as tubulin alpha-3 chain-like. Gene Ontology annotation, molecular function: structural constituent of cytoskeleton; GTP binding. Gene Ontology annotation, cellular component: microtubule; cytoplasm. The coding region runs from base 268 to 1647 and encodes 459 amino acids. Gene Ontology annotation, biological process: microtubule cytoskeleton organization; mitotic cell cycle. The transcript has 3 exons. The record is from RefSeq and is a predicted model, not a curated record. NCBI's taxonomy places the organism in Eukaryota, Metazoa, Mollusca, Gastropoda, Neomphalida, Peltospiridae.
UUUUAUAGUUGCGCUUAUUUUGAAGUAUCGAUUUGGUAUACUGAUUAUAUAUCGGCGGGAUUCAAAAUUUCGAUGCUCAGUCUCACAUAUCGGAAAAGCGGCGGUCUUAACCCCUUGACCAACUAGACGUUCACCGCACCUGGCAAAAAAAUAGAUAGUGACGUCAUGGUCAAACUAAUAUGAAAGGAGACUCAGUUAGUAAUGACGUCACAAGCCAGAUGUUGGGGUUACAAUAUCGAGGGUCCUUAAAUACAUAGCCUAAUCAUAAUGAAAGAAUGUAUAAGUAUUCACAUUGGUCAAGCCGGAGUGCAAAUCGGUAACUCUUGCUGGGAGCUAUACUGUUUGGAACACGGAAUCAAGCGAAAUGGUCAGGUGUCGUCAAAGAGACCCAUUGCACCCGACGACGACUCCUUCAGUACUUUCUUCAGUGAGACCGGGUCGGGAAGGUACGUUCCCCGAUGUGUCUUUGUCGAUCUGGAACCAACUGUUGUCGAUCAGGUCCGAACUGGCUGCUACCGCCACCUUUACCACCCUGAGCAGUUGAUCUCCGGCAAAGAAGAUGCUGCCAACAACUAUGCCCGUGGUCGCUACACCAUCGGUAAGGAAAUCGCCGACCUCGUUCUCGACAGAAUCCGCAAACUGGCCGACCUGUGCAGUAGCCUCCAGGGCUUCCUCAUCUUCCACAGUUUUGGCGGCGGUACGGGCUCGGGAUUUUCCUCUCUGCUCAUGGAGCAUCUGGCGAACGACUACGGAAAGAAGUCAAAGCUGGAAUUCGCCAUCUAUCCAUCUCCGAAGAUGUCCUCGGCGGUCGUCGAGCCGUACAACUCCAUUCUGACGACCCACGCCACGAUUGAGAAUUCCGACUGUGCCUUCCUUGUCGACAACGAGGCCAUCUACGACCUGUGCCGAACGAAACUGGGCGUGAAGAGUCCGAGUUACGGCAACCUGAACCGACUUAUUGGUCAGAUAGUUAGCGCCAUUACAGCGUCUCUUCGCUUUGAUGGCGCUCUCAAUGUAGACUUGACAGAGUUCCAGACCAACUUGGUACCGUAUCCCAGAAUCCACUUCCCUCUGGCGACCUACGCCCCGGUGCUUUCUAAAGACAUAUCGGACAAAAAGCAACUGUCUGUAGCCUCCAUUACAACCCAGGCGUUUGAAAAGACUUACCAGAUGGUAAAAUGUGACCCGGGCCGUGGCAAAUACAUGGCCUGUUGCAUGCUGUACCGCGGCGACGUCGCGCCCAAGGAAGUUAACAAGAUCAUUUCUUUCAUCAAGAUGAGCAAGUCGUUCCACUUCGUCGACUGGUGUCCGACGGGCUUCAAGAUCGGCAUCAAUUACCAGCCGCCGCGCGUCGUGCCGAAGGGCGACCUGAGGAAGGUCCCGCGCGCCCUCUGCAUGCUGAGCAACACGACGGCCAUCGUGGAAGCCUGGGCUCGACUGAACCACAAGUUCGACCUCAUGUGGUCCAAGCGCUCCUUCGUCCACUGGUACGUGGGCGAGGGCAUGGAGGAGGACGAGUUCUUCGAGGCACGCGAGGACCUGGCCGCCCUGGAGAAGGACUACCAGGAGGUGAGUGUUGACUCUGUCGUUCCAGCUGCUGAUGACAGCAACAACAAGAAGAAGAAGAAGGAUACGAUCCCGGCAUGAGACUUCGGACGAGAGGACCGCUGAUAGUAGCUGCUGUAGGUUUAGCUCAACCACAAGACGAGUAUUAGAAUGGACCCCAUUUUUUGACUUUUGUGAUAUUUAUAUAUUUUAUUUUUUUAAAUUUUUUUUAUUCUAUUAUACGUAUAUUUUA